AUGGACAGUACAUUUUUCUUGCAUGCAGCCCUAAUUGCAAUCAUGGCAACACUUACACAUGGAGAGUUCUCCCCUAACCUAACAAUAUCCAGUUGUAAAAACCGGCGCGCUGUUAUACACGUCGAGAAUGCCGCGCCAGGCGGACUACUUUUUAUCCAGGGCGGAGGGUCAGACUGUUUACGCACUACUGAGUUGCAGUUGACAGAGCACACUUUCAUGUUUGAGCAGUGCAACAUAGAAUAUGACACGAAGUUCCGCGUAGUGGUACAACAGAACCCGCGGUACCAGACCGGAAAUGACAAAGUGAUUCCUAUCAUGUGCCUUGUUGACACCAGCGACCUCCACGUGAGCAACAUCAUCUAUCCUGCUGAAUCGAAUGACAAAUCCAUGAACAAAACGGUCAGACCGACGGUGAGCAUGCGCAUCGUUGCUUCUGAUGAUGUCAUUUCCGGCGAACCAAUCAGCGAGGUUUCCAUAGACGAUGAACUCAAGCUCUUACUGUCACUGGAUGAGCCAUAUUUACAUGAUUUCGACAUAAAGGCCAAAGACUGCAUCGCAUCAAAGCUUCCGCUAGUUAAAAAUGAGUGUUCCUCAGACCAGGAUCUGUUCCCUAACUUCUCUAAAGGGCAGCGUGGCAGCCUGACCUCCGCCUUCCACGCAUUCACGCCCACGAACCUGCUCGGCGCGGCGGAAGUGGAUGUCGCCUUCACAUGUAACGUCACUGUGUGCAAGGGCAAGUGUAUCCAGAAAGUGUGCGGUGAAAUUGUCGGAUGGGGACGAAAGCGUCGCCAGAACGAAGAGACUGAUAACGAAUACGAGAAGGUCACGGUCGCUGCUAAAAUUAGAGUCAAAGCACGUGAUCCGGAUAUGCAAGCCCACGGUUUCCGUGGGGAACAAGAGUACCUUUGCGGGUCCAAACUUCUGGUCAGCGCGGUGCUGGGGGUGGCUGUUGUCUCUCUUAUUUUCUCCUGGCUGGUGUGCGGAUGCGUCACCGCUAAGCUGCGUCGUGUUACCAAGAUGACGUCAUACGGAAAGAAUCCAAAAUCAUGCGGAAUGCGGAAGAUGUCGGAAACCGGCAUGAACAUUGCGCGAUCGAUGGGACGACGUCUGUCCACCAUGCUCAACAUUCCGGUCGGCUACGACAUGAAAGAGCCUAACAUGAUGGACAACAUUCCAGAAGCCGUCGAUGAUACGCCGCCGACGAAACGCCGUGAUUCCGUCACUGUCACACGAGUCAUUUAUGUUGACCAAUGA
Messenger RNA from Mya arenaria, 1254 nucleotides. RefSeq lists its product as uncharacterized. The record is from RefSeq and is a predicted model, not a curated record. Bases 1 to 1254 code for a protein of 417 amino acids. The transcript is spliced from 10 exons. Lineage: Eukaryota; Metazoa; Mollusca; Bivalvia; Myida; Myidae.